AUGGCCGAGCACAGCCAGCCUUACGAUCCUUAUAUUCCCUCCGGCAACAACGCGGGCGGAAGCGCGGCGCAACAUGAUGCCGGUAGAACCCGUACCGAGCAGCUCCAGGAUCAAGUCAAAGAUGUCCUGGGUGUGAUGAGAGAGAACAUCAACAAGACAACGCAGCGUGGAGAACAUCUCGAUUCACUGGCAACCAAGACCGAUGAUUUGCACACAUCCUCUCAAGGUUUUCGUCGUGGAGCCAACCGUGUCCGGAAGCGGAUGUGGUUGAAGGACAUGCGGAUGCGAGUCUGUCUGAUUGUCGCUAUUAUCCUGCUCUUGGUGGUUAUCAUCGUUCCUGCCGUCGUUGCCACCAAGCAUUAA
Xylona heveae TC161 is the source of this 363-nucleotide messenger RNA. RefSeq names its product synaptobrevin. Gene Ontology annotation, biological process: vesicle-mediated transport; vesicle fusion. The record is from RefSeq and is a predicted model, not a curated record. The transcript has 3 exons. Bases 1 to 363 code for a protein of 120 amino acids. Gene Ontology annotation, cellular component: SNARE complex; plasma membrane. Gene Ontology annotation, molecular function: SNAP receptor activity; syntaxin binding. Lineage: Eukaryota; Fungi; Ascomycota; Xylonomycetes; Xylonales; Xylonaceae.